Gigantopelta aegis is the source of this 540-nucleotide messenger RNA. Its product is annotated as neuronal acetylcholine receptor subunit alpha-6-like. The record is from RefSeq and is a predicted model, not a curated record. The transcript is spliced from 2 exons. Lineage: Eukaryota; Metazoa; Mollusca; Gastropoda; Neomphalida; Peltospiridae. Bases 1 to 540 code for a protein of 179 amino acids. Gene Ontology annotation, cellular component: membrane; synapse; neuron projection. Gene Ontology annotation, biological process: regulation of membrane potential; chemical synaptic transmission; monoatomic ion transmembrane transport. Gene Ontology annotation, molecular function: neurotransmitter receptor activity; extracellular ligand-gated monoatomic ion channel activity; transmembrane signaling receptor activity.
AUGAGUGUUGAAAGCAGUGUGGAGGAGUUUCACGUCUAUCAAGAUGUUCUUGCAAAAGUAUCCUCUGACGGCCGAAUCACGUGGGUCCCUCCAGUGCGGGUUCGAUCCAGAUGUACGAUGGACUUGUCGCGCUAUCCACGUGAUGAGCAUAACUGUACGGUCAUAUUUGGAAGCUGGGCGUACAUUUCGUCUGAAAUAAACUUCACUGCCGCAGAUGUAGCUUCGGGGUUUGAUUCUGAAGAAAAGGAAUGGCAGAUUAUUUCUACGGAAGGAAAAUCUUAUGAGAAGAAAUAUCCCUGUUGUUCUGAGACGUUUUCCCACAUUUCUAUUACAUUAAGGCUGAAAAGAAAUUCACUCUUUAUUACGCGGAUCGUCAUCAUACCUGGCGUUCUCUUGGCUUUGCUAGUUCCCUUCCAGAUGCUUCUUCCUCCAGAGUCCAACGAACGGAUGACUCUUGGUAAAAUAUUUACUUUUUCCCAACUUAAACAAAAAUGCCGGAAUCUGGAUAAUAACAUUCAUUCAGAUUUAUAUUACUGCUAA